AUGCAUUCGCUUCGCAGAGUCUUUGCUCUUGUCCAGCCCAAACCCUGGUUAUAUCCAGUCCGAUUCCUAAGAAUGAAAAUCUGGCGUAAGAAAACCACUUAUACAGAAGAUGGGCUAAAGUGGUUUGGAAUAAUAUGGGCUGCCGUAUUUCAGUUCUGUGUGGUGAAAUUCCUCGGAGCUCUUGUAAAAUGUAUUACAGAAGCUGCAGGUGUCUACUGCGAAGAAUCCAGCAGUAUUAAACAUGGCAGGAUUUGGAUCCAGAUCAUUGAGAUUAUUUCCCUGGUCACCGCCAUGUUCUGUCUGCUUCAAUUCUAUAGCCAGACUAAGGUAGUCCUCGCGGAACGGAACCCCCUUCUCAAGUUCGUGGCCAUCAAGUUGGUUGUUUUCCUAUUUUAUGUCCAGUCGUUCAUCUUCGGACGGCUUACCGCCGAACACGGCAAAUUACAGCCUACAGACAAACUAUCGUAUCCUUCAGUAUCUGUAGGCAUUCCGAACACUCUUUUAUGCAUCGAGAUGGCAGGUGUAGCAGUCCUUCAUCUUUGGGCAUAUCCGUGGCAAGAAUACGGCGGCAAUAUGACUCGGACGUCGGAAAGUCCCAGUUCCGACAACAUGAUGCACUUCCCUUGCCAACAAACCUCUUUCCCACUACCCUGGUGGCAAGCGCUUGUCCAUGUACUCAGCUUCGGUGAUCUUUUAAAAGGAAUUGUGGAAGGCUUUCAUGGACUUCGAAGCAGUCGGCGUAAUGCAAUAAUGGCCCACUACAUGGGUGCAGGGAUCGAGGGCAGGGCAAGCCCGCACAAUACAAAGGAUCUUUCUGACGCAUUGGACCUGGUGCAUCGAGCCCCGGGUUAA
Botrytis sinoallii is the source of this 852-nucleotide messenger RNA. RefSeq lists its product as uncharacterized. The transcript has 4 exons. NCBI's taxonomy places the organism in Eukaryota, Fungi, Ascomycota, Leotiomycetes, Helotiales, Sclerotiniaceae. The record is from RefSeq and is a predicted model, not a curated record. Gene Ontology annotation, molecular function: transporter activity. Bases 1 to 852 code for a protein of 283 amino acids. Gene Ontology annotation, biological process: transport.